UGCACGGCACCACGCAAAGGAGCGAGGCCACAAGCGGUUACGCCUGUCUUACGUAUUUCCGGUUUACCAGCUUAGCAUCUUGUUCUUCUCUGGUCUUACAGCAAAAGCACAACGUUGGAAACACAAGGAGUCAGCGUCCACGCGAGGUGUACUGUCUUUAAGUAAGAAGAAGAAGGUGACUGGUGUCUUGAGGAAAUAGUCGAUUCGUGACGUCAUGGCGUAUCCAGGUGGCCCACCGGGAGGAUACCAACAGUACCCAGGUGGCGCCCCACCCCCUCAGUAUGGAGCACCACCCCCAGGGGGCCAGCCAGGCUAUGCAGGGGGUUAUCAACAACCAGGUUACGGAGGCCAGCCCGGUUACGGUGCCGCGCCCGGUUACGGUGCCCCGCCCGGAUACGGACCCCCGCCCGGUGUGGACCCGAAUGUGUACCAGUGGUUCCUGUCUGUGGACAGAGAUCGGUCCGGCAAAAUCUCCGCCCAGGAGCUUCAGCAGGCGCUGACUAACUCUAACUGGUCACACUUCAACGAGGAGACAUGUAGACUCAUGAUUGGUAUGUUUGACCGUGACCAGAGUGGACAGAUUGACCUGAACGAGUUCCAGGCGCUCUGGACCUACAUCCAGCAGUGGAAGGGCGUCUUCGACAGAUACGACCAGGAUCGCUCCGGUCUCAUCGAGGCGCACGAACUACACACAGCAUUCUCCCAGAUGGGGUACAACGUCUCCCAAUCCUUCAUCAACAUCAUCGUCAUCAAGUUCGACCGGGCGGCGAGGCGCGGCCUCAAGUUCGACGACUUCAUCCAGUGCUGUGUCAUGCUGAAGAACCUGACAGACCAGUUCCGUGCUCGCGACACCGCCAUGACAGGACGGAUCCAGGUCUCCUACGAAGACUUCAUGUGCAUGGUUCUCUUAAACAAACCCUCAUAAAGCAUCUUACAGAGUAGAGUUCUCCUUAACAAUGCCUUGUAAGGUUUCUAAUGACUUGAUGUUAAGAAACACAAUUGUGUAUGGUCCUCUUAUUUGUAAUAAACCCUCAUAAGGUUGUACUCUAAAAAAUACCUUCUGAAACAGGCUUUCUUUGAGGUUUCUUUCUAGACUUAAUAUACAUGUACAUGGUCCUGUCAUUCAAACCCUCAUAUACCUUCUAGCAAAACAUCACAAUUCUUAAGGUUUCUUGUAGAAUAUUGUACAUGUACCUCAUGAGGCUUCUUAGAAAACUAUGUUGUGCUCAUAAAGAAGAAACCCUCUUGAACAGGCUUUCUUUGAGGUUUCUAUCUAGACUUGAUGUGCAUGGCUCUCCUAAACAAACCCUCAUAAAGUUUAUUCUCCUUAACUUAGGUUUGCUAUAGAAUAUUGGCUUCUUAGAAAAAGUGUUUGUACUCAUCAAGAACAACUCUCUUGAACAGGCUUUCUUUGAGGUUUCCUUCCAAGACGUCAUGUGCAUGGUUCUCCUAAAUUAAGCCUCACAGACUUUCUAGCAAACAUCUUGUCAAUUUUCCUUAAGGUUUCUUAUAGAAGAUACUGCACUGGCCUCAUAAGGGAACCCUCAUAAGGCAUCUUAGAAAAGUGUUUUGUACUCAUCAAGAACAACCCUCUUGAAUAGGCUUUCUUUGAGGUUUUCUAUGAAGACUUCAUGUGCAUGGUUCUCUUAAACAAACCCUCAUAGACUUCAGUAGUAAAACAUCACAGGUUUCUUAUUAGAUAUUAGAUAAUAAGGCAACCCUCAUAAGGCUUCCUAGAAAAGUGUUUUGUACUCAUCUAGAACAACCCUCUUGAACAGGCUUUCUUUGAUGAGGUUUUCUAUGAAGACUUCAUGUGCAUGGUUCUCU
Molecule: messenger RNA, 1827 nt
Organism: Branchiostoma floridae (Florida lancelet)
Lineage: Eukaryota; Metazoa; Chordata; Leptocardii; Amphioxiformes; Branchiostomatidae
Product: peflin-like
Exons: 5
Coding region: 215-925 (236 amino acids)
Biological process (GO): COPII vesicle coat assembly
Molecular function (GO): calcium ion binding
Source: RefSeq, a predicted model, not a curated record